Molecule: messenger RNA, 6992 nt
Organism: Manduca sexta (tobacco hornworm)
Lineage: Eukaryota; Metazoa; Arthropoda; Insecta; Lepidoptera; Sphingidae
Product: flocculation protein FLO11
Exons: 12
Coding region: 338-5419 (1693 amino acids)
Biological process (GO): protein dephosphorylation
Molecular function (GO): protein tyrosine phosphatase activity
Source: RefSeq, a predicted model, not a curated record
CUCUUCUCUCGGCCCGUGGUCAAGCCAGUCGGUUCGCGCGCGCCGCUCUUGCUGCACGCGUUUUCCCGCCACAACGAGCUGUCAAUGUCAAACUGUCGAAAACUAUCGCCGUUUUUAAAAAGUGACAAAAAUUGAAAAAAGAACUUAUCAGUGUUUACAAACUGCCAGUGUUUUGUGUUCGUGUUGGGUUUUUUAUUUUACGAAUCGAGUGCUUGGACAAUCCGGAUCUAAGGGACAGUAGAGAAUGUUCCUCAACGAGUGACGAUUGGAAAGAAGGAACGAUGUUCGCGACGAGAUGAUGUAUUGAAAUUCACAUUGCAUACAAAAUGAAAUUAUAAUGGAAUCACCAGUGAGAAUAUGCUUAGGUGCAGCAUUAGUAGUGAAUCUACUAGUGUUGAGCACGAGAGUCAGUGGCAACGCGCUGCCACAAACGACACAGGAGCCGGUGAGAGAUGACAGAAUCACAAGACACAACAGACUGAAUGCCACGACAUGGUCCAAGACCAAAACCAACACGCCAGACGUCUCAAUCAACGAAUUGAGCCCCAAAGACUCCAUCUCAGAGGAGCACACAGAAAAAAAUGCCAAAUAUAAAGAUAGAGGAAGGGUGCGAUUCUUCUCUCAACUCAAAUCUAGCACAGAAAGCACUCUAAGAAGAGUGAGGAGUUCAACCGAAGCAGAUAAACUAAUAAUAGUCACGCCAACUCCUGAAGUUAAGAAGCCCGUAGAGAUUAUUGACAGUAUGAAGUUAUUUAAGAAAACAAAAAUGCCGACGAGCAUUUCCAGCACAACGCCCAUGGCGGUGAAGAAGGAAGUACAUAGCACGGAGGAAUUCGGCGAUGAAGAAGAAGAAGAAGAGAAUGAAUCCUUCGAAAGGUUUACCUCUAGCAAAUUUCACGACAAUACCUUUUUCACUAUACCCAGUUUUGACGACGAUGACGAUAGUUUUAGUAAUAAAGUAAAACAAGAUUACAGCAGUCCAUCUUAUGGAUUUUCUAGUUUUUUCCCUAAAGGCACUUCUUACGGAUAUAAUGACAAGGACGAAGAUCAUUUAGAAUCCGGCGGCUUCUUCGAUUUCGACUCUGACCUAACAACGCCGAAAAACGAUUUCUUCGAUAAAAAAUAUCAACAAAUAUCUGGUAGUAUCAUAAAGAAACUAGAAUCUAUUAAGGCUAUGGCGCCUCCAUCUAAUGCUAGUAAUAUACACAAGAUUGCGAAGGAGAACGUAGGUUUAGAAAAGUUAGGUAACAAUACGCCUACUAAUAAAUCUACAGUAUUCAUUAAAAAUACCAAAGAAAUUCGUGUUCAUGAUAAUGAGGGUGCAGGCACCGCUAAGAGACAACUGUCGGAUGUUCAAGGAACGAGUAUAUACUAUGAAAUGUCAGUGUUAUCAACUGAAACAUACAUAAACCACACAAGUGAUGACGAUUGUGAUAACGAUACGUUACCUUCUGGUCCUACAGCUAGCACUUCACCGGAAGAAGAAAUAAACGCAGUAAAAUUGACACAGCCUAGUACUAUUCAGAUUCCAAGUAGAGAAACUGUAACAGCUCAAACAGCUGUUCAACAAUCAACUGCAGCUCCUCAAUCUACUAAACAACCAAUGGUAAAAAUAUCUACUAAACGGCCUAUACUAGUACAAACAUCUCCAAAAAAAGCAGUUUUAGAACCAACAUCUACAACAAUGGAGCCAACUAUUGUAGAGGUGUCAACGAAACCAACAAAUUUUGUCCCAGUAUCAACCAAGCAUCCAUUUACACCAAUGUCUACCAAGCCAACUUUACCAGACCUGAAAGUAGAAAAUAUAACUACUGCUUCUACUAAUUUUGUACCAAUAUCUAGUGUGAUACCAUUUUACCAAACAGUGAUACCCGUUUCUACACAGAAUAUAAUUUCAUCCACCGAAAGAGUGACUAAAGUAUAUUUAAAUAGUUAUAACAGAAAUAGAAACUACUCAAAAAGGCUAAAUUUGACUGGUGUUAAGGAUUCUCCAAAUAGUGUUACUGCAAAACCAGAAAUUCCUACUUUAAGACCUCUGACUCGCAAAUUUUAUUACACCACCCCAAGGAAUAGACCAAUUUGGAUGUUACCCAAAAGAAAUGUAACUAAAAUAGACUAUGUAAGACCCACUAGCCAUACAAUUUACUCUGAACAUUUUAAUAUCAAAGAUAAGUUAUCAACUACGCAUAAACCUAAAAACCCUAAUAAGACUAUGUUGACGACUGUGUCUUCUGAAAUAGACCCAGUACUCCAAAGUGAUAUAAGUGGAAUUAAAAAGGUUGUCCACUCACAAUCUAUUACGGAUAAUAGUAUACCAACUCUAUGGAAACGAGGGUCUACAAAGUUCAGGACAUCAACGGCAACAUCAGCCGAAGUUUCGGACAUUAACGAGAUGGAGUUACCUCCUACUUCGAUAGCUUGGUCGCUGGCCUCGAUGCUUCCUUCGCCAGUGCCGAGCCCUGUCAAUGCAACAUCGACCACGAAGACUGUUGACGAAAACGAGUUACAGAAAGUAAAUGAAGUGACAGCAGAUAAAAAGGAAUCUGCAACAGUGGCUACGACGACUACAACUUCUAAUACUAUAUCAGAGAAUAUCAUCACUAAGAACAUCACUGAAGUGGAACAAAACAAACUUCCCUGGCAACCAGUAAAUCCUCCCACUUCUCCUGGUCCCGCUGAAUUUGAGUCCACAUCCGAGGGCAAGACUGAGAAGCUAGCCGCUGAGAGUAACAUAUCUGUGCAGAGUAGUGCAGAACCAGUGACUGUAACACAAAAUAAGUCAAAAAUCUUUACUCCGGCCUGGAUACCAGCAAUCGAAACGGAACCAACGACUAAAGCAGAAGCAAUUCCACCGGUUGACGCUACAAGGUCAACUGGUUUUGAAUCGAUCACGAAGCUACCGUCUGAUAUAACUACACCUCAGGAUGAAACUAUUUCUACUUCUAAGGACGAUGGCGUCAAUGAAGAGAAAAUAAAAACUACUACGGAUUAUGAAAUAACAACUAUUAGGUUUUCAUACUUGCCUGUAGAAUCUGUGGAGGUUACAGAUGAUGUAGAAAAUGAAACGGAAUCUACUACACAAACUACAUGGCAUCCAGUUAUGCCGACUAGAACAAGAAUAACAACUGUUAAAGAUAGUCCUAUAACUACUUAUCGUCCUAAGUAUAUGACUACUACAGAAAUGACCGAAGAAAUAUCGACUAUCGCAGACACUACUCCUCCUGUGAUUGAAGUUUCUUCGCAGAUACUUGGAAAUGCUACAGAAAAAGAGUCUACAACUACAGAAUCUAUUGUACAAAUUACUGUUACAGAAACCAUGACGAUUCCAACCGUAACAGAAGCAACAUAUCCUCCAACAACAAUUGAAGUGACUACUCAAACAACACCUGACGAGAUUACACCAUCAACAACUGUAGACGAUACUACACCGCUCACAACUACUACAUCUACUACAACAACUACCACUACUACGACUACAACUCCAGCCCCAACAACAUCUAUACCUUCAACGACAGAAGAAGAUACAACUACAAUUGUCGUAGAAGUUGUUACAGAAAUAAAUACUGAACGUGAGAAACGUAUCACAACAGACAGACCUACCACUGAAAAUGAUAUAUCUAGCGAAGCUACCACCGACUGCUCCUCUGAAGAGAAUAGUAAUAGAAAUGAGAUAAUAAACCAAGAAAAACCAACCGUUGAACACACAACUGACAUCCAAACAACAGAGAAAGAGACACAUAUUCCUACGACUGAAAAAGAGUCUGAAGACUUGAGUAAAGAGACUACACCUGAAAUAACAACACAACAGGAAAUACAAGAAACAACCACUCCAGAAGCUGUAAUACCAACCCAAUAUAAACCUAUAGUAACAACUCCAGAAAUUACAGAAGUGACCAGUCAAAAAGUUACUAUCUCUGUUGUAACGACUGUUUCUAAAGCUGACACAACAACACACAAAGCGAGGAUAUUAUCGACAACAGAGGAUGCUGUAAUGGACCUUACCACGAAGCCUGCGACUGAUUUUGAGGAUCUAACGACGUAUGCUGGUGAAGUGACCACUGAAGCGUCUUCAAGGGUUCUGACUGAGGAGUCAAGUACCGGAGCCGCAGUGGCAAUAGCUGUCAGCACGAUUGGCGUUAUUGCCUUAGUUCUACUCAUCGGAUUAUUGCUUGUGGUGCGACGUCGUGGCCGUCGCGGUAUAUACGCGCAGCGAUGUACACCCGUCUCCCUGGACGCGUAUAGCUUGGACAGCGUCAGUAUCGGCCAUAGGAAGGGUAACCACCGCCUGCGAGCCAGCAAACGUAGUUAUGGGAACCCAGCUUAUGAUGACGAGGUCACCUCCCACCCAAUGCAGUACCCUGCUCUUGCAAACUUCGCCCUGGACAUCGACUCCAUGUCAGCAGAGUUCGCGGAGAUACCUUCUGUCACCGUCCGGCCUGAGGAGGUGCCUCCAGGUUGUGAAGACAAGAACCGCUACUCAAACGUGCUGCCGCUCCCGGAGACCAGGGUCCCGUUGGCGAGGAUCGGGAAUGAUCCUACCACUGAAUAUAUCAAUGCUAAUUAUAUUACGGGUCCCGGCAACAUCCGUAACUACUACAUUGCGUGUCAAGCUCCCCUCUCCAACACCGUGGUGGACUUCUGGCGCAUGAUCUGGGAGCAGAACUCAAGACUCAUAGUCAUGCUGACAGAAUACAUGGAGAACGGAGUGGAAAAAUGCUAUGAAUAUCUACCACCAUCAGAGAUAUCGGAUAAUAAGCGAAUCUUCGGGGACUUCAAGAUAAUCCUUAAGAAGCGUGAACAGCGCGAUAAAUACGCCAUUUCCAGCGUGCAGCUCAUCAACCUGGCUACUAGGACCUGGAGGGAGGUCACGCAUCUCUGGUACUUCUGGCCCGCGAAGGGCGUCCCUGAUGAUUACGACUCUAUCCUGGACUUCUUGUCUGAGAUGAGGAGCUAUAUGAAAGUAUCGCAGGCUGCCAAAGAGUUUGAUGAAGACGGAGUAGAAGUAAUAUACGGAGACCAAAACCGGUCUUCAUUCAAUAACCUGGCCAAGUUGCGCAGCGACGACAACAGCUCUGGCAACGGAGUGAACGUAUACUCUCCCUCCAAGGCUGAGGAGAUGAUGCGGCGUGGACCUGCCAACAACGGCACUCUGGGGAGAAUGAAGGCUGCUUCCGAGAUUGAAGGUGUUCGUCCGUGCGUGGUGACGUGCGCGUCGGGCGCGGGGCGCUCGGCGGUGGUGGUGGCGCUGGACGUGUGCGCGCGCGCGCUGGCGGCGGGCGGCGCCGACGUGCCGCGCGCCGUGCGCCAGCUGCGCGCGCAGCGCCCGCACUCGCUCUCCAACAGGCACCACUACAUACUGCUGUACAAGGUGCUAAGCGAAUAUGGGAACAAGCUAAUCGGGGGCGUGGACACCAUAUAAGCGUGAACCUAAUUUAUUUAAUGUUAUAAGAACUCAACCAUGACAACGCGCGAGACAUUUGUUAUUUUUGAUAUAUUUUGUUCUCAAAUAAUUUGGAUUAUACCAAAGCUUUAGUUACGCGAUCUCUAAUUUGAUAGCUCAAACGAAAAAUCUCUAUGGUGUUUCAUAGACUAUAUGAAAAAUUGUAUUCAGCGCCCUCUAGUUAUCGUUUUGUUAGUUAAUUGAUUUAGGUAAAUUAUAACCUUGGCGUUUGCUAUAAUUUCCGUCGGGACUGACGUAAUAUUUGUAAAUAAGAUUUUUUCGCAUAUUAAGAUAUAUCGAACAACUAUUUUUAUUUAUUUUAAUGGAUCAUUCCGCUAGUCUUAUGUUUUUUUUAGUUGAAAUUAGUUUAAUUUCGUUUUAAUCCUUCACCAAUAAAUGUUAUUUUAAUAUGUGUUUUAGCUUAUUACUUUUAUGUUCUGUUUAUCAUAGAUUAAAAACUUCUAUUGGUAAGCAACUCUAUCUAUCACAAUUAACAUUGUUUUAAGUUUUAUCUUGAGAACUGCUGUGAUUACUACUGACAUAGAUAUUUUAUUUUAUAAAGACGAAAGUGGAUGGUUGCGUAUGACGUUACAUAGUUAUUAUAUUUAACAAUUCCUAUUAUAACAUUUUAUUAUCUAUUUGGAAGAAUACAUUCGUUCCUUUGCUUUAGAGAUAUAAUGACAACAAUAUAAAUAAUAUUAUAGAUCAAGAAUGAUGUUUGAGAAUCUCAUGCGGAUGAUAGACCAACACUUAUAAAUUACCAAUAAGGCGUCGCGCAAACGCUGUAAACUAAAAGUUGCUGAAGAUGGCAACUGUCAUUUUCGUAGUUCUUGAUGACAAGCUGUCAUUUUUCAAUUAAAAAAUUAACGCAUUGGUAUUCUUUGGCAAUGUCGAACUGUAAAUAAAACGCAAGCCUUUACAGUGACCAUUAGCUCUUAGCUUAUAAUAAGUCUAGGCAUAAUAAUUCUAAUACUCUGUGCUACUUGUAACUAUAUUUCGGAAUUGACUUGACAAUCUAUAAGACUUCAGCCGUCAUAAACUAUUCUUUUUGAUGGUGGCUACAGAUAUAAGAGAGAUCAACUAUUGAAUAUUUACUAGUAUCGGAUGAGUUGGCAAUGGAUGCCAAAAUUGCAUCAGUUUGCGCAAAAUAUCUAGAUUUCUAAAUAAUGUAUCAUAAUUAUCGAAAUUUCACUACAUUAGUAAGGAUAAAGUUUGCUAAAUAGUAUGUAAGUAGUGCCACCAUGCUUGAGAUAUCUAUGGCCGCCAUUUUUCUGUAUAUUACCAUUAUUGUUUUUGUUGAAAAUUUGUUGUUUUUUUUUUUAAUAAUUUAAGUUUGUUGUCAAUGCAGCUGAAUAAUUCAGAUAUAAUAAAAGCAUUUAUGUAAUGUAGUAAAAAUGUAGAGUGCACUGUUUUAUCCCACACGUACGUAGGUUAAAUAGAUUUAUUUUAGGCUAUUGCUAUAUUAUUGACCAAAAAUAUGUAUGUUAUAAAAUAUAUAAUUUCGUCCUACUAUUGAUAAUAAGGUCUGUAUUGAAUAAAUUUAUUUAAAAGA